AUGCAAUUCGCUGUUAUCCCAUUCGUUCUCUUUUCUAUUUUCCAUACUGUGACUGCUGCAAGUACUCCAGUAUGCACAAGUGGAUUCACCUUAAUUAAUAACAAAUGCCUAAAGCUGUAUACAACUCCUGCAAGUCACUCCGCAGCUGAAGAAUCUUGUAGGAGCGUUGGAGCCACAUUAGAAAAUCAAGCGUUCACCAGUAUUGUUGGUUCUACUGUUUCUUUUGUAUGGAUGGGUUUAUAUUGUCUGAACAGUGAUCCUACAAAAUGCUUAUGGGACGAUGGUACUGGAUCCGCACGGAUGUACAAUAACUUUGCUAGUGGUUUCCCACUUGUCGAUAUCGGAAAAUGUGUCUACUACUCUGUGCGAGGGGUAUUAGCAGGAAAAUGGGUUAGCGGAGAUUGUGACGUCGCUCUAAGAGCAUACGUAUGUGAAUUGCCGUAUACUUUUGCAGAUAACUGUCCUUACAAUUACAACGGAUUCUGUUAUUCCAUUCAUAACGCGUCGGCUUCAUUUCUUAUAGCACAAGAGAUAUGUGAACAUGAAUGCGGGAAUCUUGUUUCAAUAACUUCUGAAAUGGAAAACAGAUAUGUUACCACGAUGGGGAGUCGCGGGAUAACUUCUAAUUACGUAUACAUAGGAGCAAUGUUUCCAAGGUCUAACGCGUUUGCUUGGAUUGAUGGAUCAGUUUGGAGUUAUAAUAAUAUUGAUCCUUUCCACACUCCCAGUAGCGGUUAUUGUGCGACCAUUGGGAAUUCAAAAACAAGCAACUAUGGUUUUUGGACGAGCGUUCCCUGCAAUUGGGCUCAUCCUUUCAUUUGCAAACGUCCUGCUGGAACUCAGUGUCUUCAGAAUCAACCAACUGUAACAGUUACUCCUGUUCCGAACCAGCCACCGUACUGUAACUCUUCCCUCCUUCUCGCUCCUGGAGUCAUUGCUUCUCCCAAUUAUCCACAAAAUUAUGACAACAAUCUAUUCUGUUCUUACCAAUUGGCCACUCUUGGGUCCUACAAGAUUUUUCUCAGAUUCAGCAAAUUUAUCACUGAAUCAAAUGAUGAUAUCGUUAAAGUUUACGAUGGCGCCUCUUCGAAUAAGCCUCUUUUGGGAUCAUACAGUGGCAACUUGAGCUCAUUUGGUUUAGUUUCGACCGGAAAUACGAUGUAUGUCACAUUCAAGACUGAUGGGAGUAACGUAGCUCAAGGAUUUUUUACCAGGUUUUUGGUGUAUACCGGUCUCUGA
Molecule: messenger RNA, 1239 nt
Organism: Caenorhabditis remanei
Lineage: Eukaryota; Metazoa; Nematoda; Chromadorea; Rhabditida; Rhabditidae
Exons: 4
Coding region: 1-1239 (412 amino acids)
Source: RefSeq, a predicted model, not a curated record